This is a messenger RNA of Halichondria panicea, 1341 nucleotides long. Its product is annotated as protein downstream neighbor of Son-like. The transcript is spliced from 7 exons. The record is from RefSeq and is a predicted model, not a curated record. Gene Ontology annotation, cellular component: nucleus. NCBI's taxonomy places the organism in Eukaryota, Metazoa, Porifera, Demospongiae, Suberitida, Halichondriidae. Gene Ontology annotation, biological process: nuclear DNA replication. The coding region runs from base 102 to 1259 and encodes 385 amino acids.
CUAAUGACCUUUGACCUUUUUAAUAAAGCUGCAAAACCGUUUGUGGAUGUCGAUGUUUGUUGAGGGUCCUAGUACCAGGAGCUGCUAGUACCUAUAUAAAAAUGGAAGCUGAAGGUGAACAGAAAGCAGUACGUCGUCUUGUGAAAGUCAGAAAACGAAAGAUAUUACCUGGCCACUCUAUUAAUGUUACUCGUGGGAUCAACAAAGAAAAUUCAGUACUUAAAAGGGCAAAAACAGAGCCUGAGCCGAUACCUCUGUGUGCUGAGCCUACGUUGGACUGGGGGCUCAAGACCAAGGUUCGGUUGGUAUCUCCACACUCGUUUGACUGGGCCAAGGUGAAGCGAGUGAGACAAGAGAGUCAGGGACUGGCUGCAUUCAUACAGGGACACACGGACACUCUUGAGCCAGUGUGUGAGCUGCGGUCCCUCCUCCAUUACUGGGAGCACCCCUCUAUUCCGUCCCUCUCUCUGUUUGCAGAGGACAGACACCGACUGGCCAUUAGUGGACCUCUCAAGGACAAUGCAUUCACCGACUCUCUCAAGGAAGAUUGGUCCACUAGUUUUCGCUCGUUGUUCCAACUCUUCCGUUUGGGCACAUGCUCUCAUUUCUACCUCUGUACCUCCAGCCUAACCAUCCUCUUUGUGACCUCUGACCCCGGCUCGCCUCAGGCUGUGAUCUCUCCAACAACUAGCGGAUUCAGACGGGCACUAAACAGAGAGGGGGUGGAGUUUUCUAUCCCAUUGGACACGAGUCAACCUGUUCCCGAGGGGCCACACGAGAAUGAGAGUGAUGAUGAGUGCUCUAGCUGGAUUGAUAGUGUCAUUGGGGCAGAAAGAAGAGCUGUCACAAAGACCACCAUUAAAUCCAGUCAUCAGGGUCAGUCCAUAGACAGCCGUCCCGAGUCCACAGUUCUUGUACCCACCACCUCACUUCAGUCUCUGUUCAACUACCUGCUCAAUUGCAAGACUCUCAUCAGCCCCACUGGCUCCCUGGCAGGAGUACCCCCCACCCUCAUAGCUCCCGUGGCAUUUCAGGGAGCAACACUUAGAACACUUAAGGCCUCUAUUGGGAGCCUGUCUGAGCAGGGUGGGCAUGGCCUGAUCAAGAAGCACUACAUGGACAUUGUGGGCCCACUCCUCCCCCACACACUGAGGCAACUGAGAGCACUGCUGGACAGAGCUCAACUCGAACUCGUAGUACACAGUGUAGAGUCAAACUAUACCUCAGCAUUUACUAGGGCACUGCAGGGCACUUUAUAAUAGUUAUAUUCUGUGACAUUUAUUUUUACGUCAAGUAAUUUUUAUUACAGGUUAAUUGUGUCUAAUAAUUGUAAGUACUUCA